GUGAGAUCUCAGGUGUUCAUCUUCUUUAAUCCUUUGGGUUUGAUUCAGCCGAAGAGCUCGAGCAAGAAAGCAAGAUGUCGGCCUGCCGUUUGAUCCUCCUGUCCGCCGUGGUGGUGGUGCUACUGAGUGCAAUCACACUCACUGAAGGGCUACGUUACAACCCUACGGCAACAGCCUGCUGCUACUCCUACAACCAACGUCCACUGAAAGCUAAAAUGGUGGUUAGCUACAGCCUGACCAGCCCGCAGUGCACUAAACAGGCCGUGCUGUUCAAAACCAAGAAGGGAAAGAAUGUGUGUGCCAAGCCCACUGACCAGUGGGUGAAGACGCUCAUCAAGAUCCUGGACAACAAGUCAGGAAGCCAGGGACCCAUCUAAUCAUGUUGACCUUCAUUGUCAUUGUCAUCAUUGUCAUCUUCAUGAUGACUGAAUUCUGUGAUGGGUUUCGAGCAGAUUUGCACAAAGUUUAAUGAUGUCCAAGUCUCUGAAAGGCCACUAACCAUUCACCACAUUAAAGCUACCUAUUAUGCACUGAA
Messenger RNA from Neoarius graeffei (lesser salmon catfish), 535 nucleotides. RefSeq names its product C-C motif chemokine 3-like. The coding region runs from base 75 to 377 and encodes 100 amino acids. Gene Ontology annotation, cellular component: extracellular region. The record is from RefSeq and is a predicted model, not a curated record. Gene Ontology annotation, molecular function: chemokine activity; CCR chemokine receptor binding. Gene Ontology annotation, biological process: inflammatory response; G protein-coupled receptor signaling pathway; cellular response to type II interferon. NCBI's taxonomy places the organism in Eukaryota, Metazoa, Chordata, Actinopteri, Siluriformes, Ariidae. The transcript is spliced from 3 exons.